UGAGGAUAAGCGGCACAGAAAAUGGAUGGACGGAUGUGUGGCUUAAAACAAACAAACGGCGGACGGAGUGGUUUGAGUUUCGGGAAUAGACGAUCUUUGUGUCGGUGGGCGCCUGCGGUGCGUUUGCGCGACUCCGCCAGGAUGGACGAUGUGUCGCCGGGACCCGUCGUGUCACGCGUUGCCGGUACGGAGGUCCCAUCACGACCCGUGUGCCACGCCGAGCCCGAAGGAGAAGAGGAGUCCGCGGCGGCCAAUGGAGCGAUGCUGACCUUCAACCACACGCAUAUGAGGAAAGCCUUCCAGCUCAUGAACGACCUCAGAGGAAAGAAGAUGCUGUGCGACGUCCAGCUGGUGGCGGGAAGCGUGACGGUGGCCGCGCACCGUGUGGUCCUGGCGUCCUCCAGCCCGUAUUUCUGGGCCAUGUUCACAGGUGACAUGAGCGAGAGCAAGGCCCAGCAGGUGGAGAUCGGCGAGGUGGACGGGUCCACGCUGACCAAGCUGGUGGACUACAUCUACACGGCUCAGAUAGAAGUCACCGAGGACAACGUGCAGGUUCUGCUGCCAGCCGCGAGUCUUCUCCAGCUGAUGGACGUGCGUCAGGCGUGCUGCGACUUCCUGCACUCUCAGCUCCAUCCCUCCAACUGCUUGGGCAUCCGAGCCUUUGCGGACAUGCACGCGUGCGCGCAGCUCGUCGGGCAGGCGCACGCGUACGCCGAGCAGCAUUUCUCCGAGGUGGUCCAGUGCGAGGAGUUUGCGUCUCUGUCCCUGCAGCAGGUCUGCAGCCUCUUCUCAAGCGACAAACUCACCGUGUCCACUGAGGAGAAGGUGUUUGAGGCGAUGAUCUGGUGGAUCAAACAGGACAAGGGCUCCCGCGUGGAGCACAUGCCCAAACUGAUGGAGCACGUCCGCCUGCCGUUGCUGUCCAGGGACUACCUGGUUCAGAUAGUAGAAGAAGAAGCGCUGAUCAAGAACAACAACACAUGCAAGGAUUUCCUGAUCGAGGCCAUGAAGUACCACCUGCUUCCCGCCGACCAGCGGCACCUCAUCAAGACGGACAGGACGCGACCGCGCACGCCCGUCAGCAUCCCCAAGGUUAUGAUGGUGGUGGGCGGCCAGGCUCCCAAAGCCAUCCGCAGCGUGGAAUGUUACGACAUCCAGGAAGAUCGAUGGUACCGGGUCGCCGAGCUGCCGUCGAGGCGCUGCCGAGCAGGCGUGGUGUCGGUAGGAGGUCGGGUGUACGCGGUGGGCGGCUUCAACAGCUCCCUCCGCGAGAGGACGGUGGACGUGUACGACGGCGCACGGGAUCAGUGGAGCCCCGUGGCCAGCAUGCAGGAGAGACGCAGCACGCUGGGCGCGGCCACCUUGGGCGGGCUGCUGUACGCCGUGGGGGGCUUCAACGGCAGCAUAGGUCUGUCCACAGUGGAGGUGUACAGCCCGAAAAGUGACGAGUGGACGUACGUGACGCCCAUGAACACGCGGCGGAGUAGCGUCGGCGUCGGUGUAAUCGACGGUAAGCUGUACUCUGUGGGCGGGUACGACGGAGCGUCCCGUCAGUGUCUCAGCACGGUGGAGGAAUACGACCCCGCCUCCGAUCAGUGGGCGUACGUCGCGGACAUGAGCACCCGACGCAGUGGAGCAGGCGUGGGAGUGCUGGGGGGGCAGCUGUACGCGGCCGGUGGCCACGACGGACCCCUGGUGAGGAAGAGCGUGGAGGUUUACGACCCGCCCAGCAACACGUGGAGGCCCGUUUGCGACAUGAACAUGUGCCGCCGCAACGCAGGGGUGUGCGCCAUCAACGGCCUGCUGUACGUCAUCGGAGGCGACGACGGCUCGUGCAACCUUUCCUCCGUGGAGUUCUACGACCCGGCCGUGGACAAGUGGAGCCUCGUCCCCACCAACAUGAGCAACGGUCGCAGCUACGCCGGCGUCGCAGUCAUCGACAAACCUUUCUGAGCGCAGCUUGGACGCAAAACACCCGAUGGCGGCGAGAAGCGACGGACGCGAAACGCCGUCGCCGCUUAAAAGGGGCCAAUUGGGAUUUGUUACUGGAAACAUUUCAGAUCCGGAUCGAGUUGCUGUUUACACUGUGGAGGACGCGCCAGACGGAUCGCGACGCAGCUAAAGAGACGCGCUUUGCCGUCGAGCGUGCGUUUUUUUGUCGAGUUCUCUGGACGGACGACCCGGUUGGCGCUCACCGGACCGACACCAGUAACGACAACAUGUUUACACUCUUUCUUAUAUGAAUACAAGACAUUUGUAAAAGUGUAUUUGAAAGACUCAAAAGGAUGUAAACAAAUAUUUGUAUGCUCAUCAGGAGGAAGAGAAGCACUGCUUAAGUCACGUACUACUGAUGCACUGAAAAUGAUGAUGAUGAUGUUGAACAAAGUGGUGAUCCAUAACGUUUCAAGUGUGCCAAAAAUAUGCUGUACUUGUUUUAUCCAUAUUUUAUAUUUACUGGCAACGAAAACAAAAUACUUUGUAAGUGUCCAAUUACGCGGCAAGCAUUUAUAUUGUUUUGUCAAAAAGUUGCUUUUAAAUAAUACUUAAAAUUACACUAACGCUGAUGAAAAAAAAAAUG
Syngnathoides biaculeatus (alligator pipefish) is the source of this 2578-nucleotide messenger RNA. It is a transcript of the gene klhl3, whose product is annotated as kelch-like family member 3. The transcript has 15 exons. NCBI's taxonomy places the organism in Eukaryota, Metazoa, Chordata, Actinopteri, Syngnathiformes, Syngnathidae. The record is from RefSeq and is a predicted model, not a curated record. Gene Ontology annotation, molecular function: protein binding. Bases 22 to 1953 code for a protein of 643 amino acids.